AUGUGGGAGUUCCGGUCCAUGUCGUUCUGGCGGGCGGUGUUCGCCGAGUUCUUCGGCACCAUGUUCUUCGUGUUCUUUGGGCUGGGAGCGGCGCUGCGCUGGACCACCGGGCCCCACCACGUGAUGCAUGUGGCCUUCUGCUUCGGGCUGGCGGCCGCCACGCUCAUCCAGUCCAUCGGCCACAUUAGCGGCGGCCACAUCAACCCGGCCGUCACCUUCGCCUACCUGAUCGGCUCGCAGAUGUCCCUGUUCCGCGCUGUCUUCUACUGGGCCGCCCAGGUGCUCGGGGCCAUGGCUGGCGCCGCCGUGCUCUACGGGGUCACGCCCAGCAACAUGCGCGGCACCCUGGCGCUCAACACGCUGCAGCCAGGCGUCAGCCUUGGCAUGGCUACAACGGUUGAAGUCUUCCUCACGCUGCAGCUUGUGAUCUGCAUCUUCGCCGUGACAGAUGACAGGCGCAACGGACGCAUCGGCUCCGCGGCUCUGGCCAUCGGUUUCUCUGUCACCAUUGGGCACCUGAUGGGGAUGUACUACACUGGAGCCGGAAUGAACCCUGCCAGGUCUUUUGCCCCCGCUGUUCUGGUCAGAAACUUUGCGAAUCACUGGGUAUACUGGGUGGGCCCCAUGAUUGGAGGAGCCAUGGGAGCCCUGCUGUACGAUUUCAUGCUGUUCCCUCGUUUCCGGGGUCUGUCCGAAAGACUGGCCACCUUGAAGGGCAGCAGACCCCCCGAGGCUGACAACCAACCGGACACCCGCAGCGAGCCCAUCGAGCUCAAGACGCAAGCCCUAUAA
Megalops cyprinoides (Indo-Pacific tarpon) is the source of this 792-nucleotide messenger RNA. RefSeq names its product major intrinsic protein of lens fiber b (gene mipb). Gene Ontology annotation, molecular function: water channel activity. Gene Ontology annotation, cellular component: plasma membrane. Gene Ontology annotation, biological process: transmembrane transport. Lineage: Eukaryota; Metazoa; Chordata; Actinopteri; Elopiformes; Megalopidae. The record is from RefSeq and is a predicted model, not a curated record. The transcript has 4 exons. The coding region runs from base 1 to 792 and encodes 263 amino acids.